CCGAGUCUGUCAGCUAUCUCAUUUCUCCGAGCGUAGCAGCUGGUUGAGCAGCCGAAGGCCGACCCGAAGAAGGAAACUUUAACAUUUUGUGCAAAAAAUAAAAAAAAAUCGACUUUCGAUUUAAGUACCAAAAUAACGACCACACAAGAACAAUGAGCUUCGCGACAGCAAUGGAGGUCAACGUGGAAGCCCGGCGGAUCCUGGCUGUGUCGAUCAGCAAGCUGUACGCCUCUAGGAGCCAGAGAGGAGGACUGAGACUCCACCGGAGCCUCCUGCUCUCCAUGGUCAUGAGGUCCGCCCGGGACAUCUAUCACUCCUCCCGGGAGAGUGAGCAACCAAACGGGGAACAGCCGGCCACUGAGGAGCCGAUGGACACUAACUGUGACCCCAAAGAGAAAGCCCGGCUCACGCCAGACCUGGCAGACACCUCCGCUGAUAUGGCCCCAGGGGUUUCGGACAAACUAGACGAGAGCGACUGUGACAUAACGGAGGACAAAGAGAACCUGAGCCCUGCGAAGCAGUCCAGGAAGCGCCGAGGCAAGGCGUCGGCGGCGCCUGACUUCCUUCCCAGCAAGAGGGCGAGGCUGGAGCCUGGAGAGGAGCGGUACGCGGCCCCAGUGGGAAGCUGCCGAGCCGGGGUCGGAGACUAUCGGAGUGCCCUGACUCUGAAUCAGGUCAUACCGGCUUUCUGAGGAGACGCGAGGAGAAACUGGACUCUGUAAGUGGAGUUAUUGUUUACUCCUUGUCCAAACCGAGGGCGGGUUGGUUCCCUUUUACGCACGAGGCAGCCCGUCGGUGUCAACGCGGAGGGAUUCCGGGCGCAGAGCGCCGCGCACCUGCCGGGCUUGGAAAGCCCCUUCGCGGCAGCGCGGAACAAGAAGAAGAAGAUCUACAGAGGCUGGAAAGUUUGAGGAAGAGCCAGCUGAUGACUCAUGUCAGUUCAAUGAGUCCAGACAAGUGACUGCUGCUGAGUCAAAACGUGUCGAUGUGUGAAUCAGCAGUGAGCCAAUAAGAGGAGAAAUGAAGUGGUAAACAGUCGACCACAAGGCCAUGCACACGCAUCCUCACACGAACGUAUGCGCGUGACAGGGCCUUCAGGGAAUUUCUGAUCUUCAUGACCGGAAAGCAGACUUCAAACACUGAAAGAGAAAGGACAGUUGUGGCGUUUACGCACACAUUUGACUGCUGCUGUGGACUUUGUUCAGUCGAUACUACUGCUGGGGGAGCUGUCCUACUUACCUUGAUCAGAUGUUUUUUUUGUUUUUUUUGUUUUUUUCCUAUUGCUGGUUUCUUUUUUGGUGUGAAAUCCUCCUGUUCUGUGAAAUAACAUACCUCACAUUCCAAGGUGCUUUCAAAUUUUGUGAAUUUCUGUUAUAAAAAUGUAAUAAAUCUUUUGAAAUGAU
Oryzias latipes (Japanese medaka) is the source of this 1403-nucleotide messenger RNA. It is a transcript of the gene ier2b, whose product is annotated as immediate early response 2b. The record is from RefSeq and is a predicted model, not a curated record. Lineage: Eukaryota; Metazoa; Chordata; Actinopteri; Beloniformes; Adrianichthyidae.